This is a messenger RNA of Staurois parvus, 2643 nucleotides long. The record is from the annotation of a GenBank genome assembly. NCBI's taxonomy places the organism in Eukaryota, Metazoa, Chordata, Amphibia, Anura, Ranidae.
UGUCCAAGUUUUGCCAGUCUUGGAACAUAUGACAGCUUUCUUGAAAAGCCUGCCUCAGAGAAAGCAGACACAGCAUCUCAUUUCUCUGUAGACACUGAAGGAUAUUACACCUCCAUGCAUUUUGACUGUGGUCUUAAUGGUAAUAGGAGUUACAUAUGUAACUAUGCACCGCCAGGGACUGAAAAUGAACAGGACACUGGAAUUUCAUCCAUGAGUACAGACAGUGUUUGGCAACAUUAUGUGGAUCACAGAAAACAAGGAAUACAGAACAUGUCAUUUAAAAAACCAAAGGCAAAGCCUCCACCACCAAAACGAUGCUCAUCUUUGAAAAAUUCUGACAACUACACAGAUGUUCUUGAGACGAAAGAACCAAAGAUUACCAGCGCACAACAAGUGCUUCACACCUCCAGGGAAAUGAAAUUGCCACUUGAGACUUCAAAUGCACCCUCUAGAGUGGAAAACCUGUCUCCACCAAAUCAACAGGAUGUUGCUUGGGUCAAUCAGGAUGACCAUGAUGAGAAAAAUACACAAUUUAAUAACCCAGACACUGCAACAUUGAAAGAUGAGGGAAGUGAACAGCCUCACUAUGCAGAUCUAUGGCUACUCAAUGACUUGAAAUCAAGUGAUCCUUAUAGGUCUUUAUCAAAUUCGAGCACUGCUACGGGUACAACCGUCAUAGAAUGCAUUAAGUCACCAGAAAGUUCAGAGUCACAGAACUCACAACCUGAAUCUCGAGCCACCACUCCUUCUCUUCCCUCAGUUGAGAAUGAAUUUAAAUUAGCCUCACCAGAAAAGUUGGCAGGGUUAGCAUCCCCAUCAAGUGGCUAUUCCAGCCAGUCAGAAACACCUACUUCAUCCUUCCCUACACCUUUUUUCUCUGGACCAUUGUCACCUGGAGGUAGUAAGAGAAAACCAAAAGUUCCAGAAAGGAAGUCCUCAUUACAACAUCCUUCAAAGUCUGGCAAUCUUUUCUUAAGUAAAGAACUAGAACUUCCAACUAUACCUCCUAGUCAUCUUGACCUAAGUGCUCUUCAUGUGUUACAUAAACCAUUGCCAUACAGACCACAGGUAACUGCUUUUAGUCAUAGCAAUCAAAAUGUGUCAGAGGAUGAACUCAAUCCAAAUUCUUCUCCAGCCCUUGCCAUAACACCUUCAGUGCUGAAAUCUGUACAUCUGAGAUCUGUCAAUAAGCAUCACAGGGACUCUAGGCAUAAAGAAAGCACUAACAUCCUAUGUACCCAAGAUCCUACAAUAAUUGUGGAUACAUAUCCCCAUGAGAAAACACCUGUAUUAGCACCUAAGAAAUCAAUAAUACAUCAGUUCUCCACUGAAGAAGCAAUGCUUCCAUAUAUUGAUGCAUCACCAGUUGAUACAAGCCCUGAAGCAUUUUUUCAAGCAACUGCCCUUUUUACUGGUCAUGGUUUAUACAAACCUGAAAUGCCACCACCUUUGAUCACUAGAACUAAAGAAGAUGAAACCGAGAAACACCAUAAAUAUCGACCUGAAGAAAUAAUAGAGGAAACUAUUUUCACAGCAAACCCAGAAACAAUAACAAAGUAUGUGCAAGAUUACUCUGUAGAUAGCAUUGAUUUUGCAAAUGAUCAAAAGAGUCAGACUAAAGGGGAAGGGCAAAUUAAAGCAGAGUAUGAGUUACAAAUAAAGUGUGACCCAUUUACAAUGAAAGAACCUGUUAAAGGACUCUACACUGGAUUUGAUGUGCAAGACAAUAUUUCUGAUGUAUCUCAGUUGCCCAGUGAACCUGUCUUAAGCAAGAGUGACAAAGUGCCUGGAAAAACUCUCAGCUUUGAAUCAGAAAUAUUCACUUUAAAUCCACUCAGUGACGACAGUCCAGAGCAGGAAUAUGAAACUGUAUCAGGUAUUCCAACCAAAAGUGCCUCAGAAGAUAGCAGGUCAGAAGAUACAUCAGAAAGUAUGGACGAUUUCUCCUGGAGAGAUUCCUCAGUAAGUGAGGACUCUCUGAUGUCUCCAAUGAGUGAGGAUUCCCAGGCAGACACCGAUGAUGUCUUUGUGUCACCUAACAGGCCCCGUACUACUGAAGAUCUUUUUGCAGCUAUUCACAGAUCUAAACGAAAAGUUCUGGGAAGAAAAGAUUCUGGAGAGACGGCUGUAAAAAACAAAACAAAAGUUGUAGCUGGACAGCCCCAGCAAACAACACCAGGAAGUUCUCAAAGAUCUGCUGGUCUCAUCUACAGAAAUGCCAAAAAGUCAAACACAUCAAAUGAAGAGUUUAAGUUACUGCUCCUUAAGAAGGGCAGCAGAACAGAUACCAGUUACCGUAUGUCAGCUACUGAAAUACUGAAGAGCCCAGUAACUCCGAAGUCACUUGGUGAUUUGCCCCUAGAGUCUACUUCUAGUUUUGAAGAAUCUUUACUAUCAUCACCUGGCAGUGAUGUAUUUUCCCCAGUAUCACCUUGCACUCCUCGAGCCAUGUCAGAAGGAUUUACAUUAAAGACUGCUGCUUCAAGAGUAGGAAGGUCUCGCGUGCCUCCUGUCGCAAGCAGUAGUCGCUACAGUGUCAGGUGUCGACUAUACAAUGCCCCAAUGCAGGCCAUCUCCGAAGGUGAGACAGAAAAUUCAGAUGGCAGUCCUCACGAUGACAGAUCAUCACAAAACUCUACGUAG